Molecule: messenger RNA, 303 nt
Organism: Fusarium mangiferae
Lineage: Eukaryota; Fungi; Ascomycota; Sordariomycetes; Hypocreales; Nectriaceae
Exons: 2
Coding region: 1-303 (100 amino acids)
Source: RefSeq, a predicted model, not a curated record
AUGAGAAGCACUUGGCUCCAUCAACAACGAAUUCUCGCAAGAGUGUCAGAAGUCACCUCCUUCUUAUCAGAGCCGAGCUUGCGGCCUUCACCUUUCUACAAACAAACAGAUUACCUUGGCUCAAGUUGCUCCCAUCACUUCAGUCGGCUGGCGGCUAACUUCGGUGGACCCCAACUUAUCAUACAACACUUGUCAUUUUACACGCGAAACAAAGAGGUAACUACAUCCCACUGUACUUUAACUAUCACACAAAAGCUGACAAAUAGGUGUCCUAGGCGCAGAACCACCCCGAUUAUAACAUAA